This is a messenger RNA of Hibiscus syriacus, 438 nucleotides long. RefSeq lists its product as uncharacterized. The transcript has a single exon. The record is from RefSeq and is a predicted model, not a curated record. The coding region runs from base 136 to 342 and encodes 68 amino acids. NCBI's taxonomy places the organism in Eukaryota, Viridiplantae, Streptophyta, Magnoliopsida, Malvales, Malvaceae.
CUCCUCAUCAACGCCACCCUGGACAGAACUAGAAGCCUCUGCAUUAUUUAAGAAGCCAAACCCGAAUCCUCUUUCAGAUAAAACAAAUCAGAAUUUUUACAGACACGUAAAUUUUGGGAAGAGUUGACGUUCAAGAUGGGUAUGGUUAUAGUCAUCUCUCUGCCACUCAUUUUCUUCUGCAUAUUACUUGGUGCUGGAUGUUUCUUCUUUGGAAGAGCUAAAGGCCGACAAGAUUUCCGCACCAAUCCUCAGGUUUACGGGAUCCCAGCUGCACCACCCGGAGCAGCAACCACCUCUUUCCCGUCUCCACUCUCCAAGCCUGACAAUUUAUCCAAUGUUUGAUAGUGUCAUCUCAGCAGAGCCGGCCCAACACAUGUGCCACAUGGACGACGGCCUAGGGAAGCAUGUUGGGGGCAGUUUUCUAGGGUUUAAUUUCUA